UCAGUUGCUGGUCGCCGCCGCCGCUGCGAUGAUGCGCGCCGUGCUGAGCGCCUGCGCGCUGACGCUGCUGCUGGGCCGAUCGGCCAGCGGCCGGUACGAGCCCACCUGGGCCUCGCUGGACACGAGGCCGCUGCCAGGCUGGUAUGACGAGGCCAAGUUCGGCAUCUUCAUCCACUGGGGCCUGUUCUCGGUGCCCAGCUUCGGCGACGAGUGGUUCUGGGAGUACUGGAGGGAGCAAAAGUGGAAGCCGUACGUCGACUUCAUGGACAAGAACUACCGUCCCAACUUCACGUACGCCGACUUCGGGCCUCAGUUCACGGCCGAGUUCUACAAUCCGGACCAGUGGGCUGACCUGUUCAAGGCGUCCGGCGCCAAGUACAUAGUGCUGACUAGCAAGCAUCACGAGGGCUUCACCAUGUGGCCGUCCAAGUACGCCUGGAACUGGAACGCCAUGGACGUGGGGCCCAAACGGGACCUGCUGGGUGACCUGGCUAAGUCCAUCAGGAAGCGGACGGAUGUCAAGUUUGGCGUCUACCACUCGCUCUUUGAAUGGUUCAACCCCAUCUUCCUCGAAGACAAGAAAUCAAAUUUCACCACCAAGAUUUUUCCGCACGCAAAGACCAUCCCUGAGCUCUAUGAACUGGUGGAGAACUACAAGCCGGACGUGAUCUGGUCGGACGGCAGCAUCGCCGCACCCAGCUCCGACUACUGGGGCAGCAAGGACUUCAUCGCCUGGUUGUACAACGACUCGCCGGUCAAGGACACGGUGGUGACCAACGACCGGUGGGGCCGGGACGCCAGCUGCGCACACGGCGACUUCUUCACAUGCCGUGAUCGCUACAACCCCGGCGUCCUGCUGCCGCACAAGUGGGAAAACUGCAUGACCAUCGACAGCAAGUCCUGGGGCUAUCGUCGCGAGGCGGUGCUCGCCGACUUCCUCACCAUGGAUGACCUCACUAAGGUGCUGGCCGAGACCAUCAGCUGCGGGGGGAACCUGCUGAUGAACGUGGGCCCCACGCACGACGGCCGCAUCGUGCCCAUCUUCGAGGAGCGGCUCCGCCAGAUGGGCCAGUGGCUCGGCAUCAACGGCGAGGCCAUCUACAGCUCAAAGGCGUGGCACCACCAGAACGACAGCACCACCAGCGGCGUGUGGUACACGCAGCGAGAGAAAUCGGUGUACGCCAUCGUGCUGGACUGGCCCGACCGGGACAUCUUGACCCUGGGCUCCAUCACGAUGGCCGCCGAUGGCAAGGUCCUCAUGCUGGGCCACAAGGACCCACUCAAGUGGACCAAGGACGGCCAGACGCUGCAGGUGAAGUUCCCCGACCUGGCGCAGGUCUCGUCCCGCUGGGCCUGGGUGCUCAAAUUCGACGCGGCCUCACCCAUGUCCCAGGAGCUCAACCAGAUCAGCCGGUGGGGCUAACGCCGAGGACGCUCGCGCUCGUGUUUCUGUCACGAUGAACAAUCCAGAAUUGAUUAGUAGGUAACAUGUCGGCUGAUGCUGAACGACGAAUGCAGAUAACUGGGAGGGAGCGCGGGCAGUCGGCCACGGCCAGUCACUAUCCGAUGCCGCCUGCAUCGGACAAGCGUCUGGCACCGGACGUGGACCGUGUAAACGUCUGCUAAACACGGGCCGUGUGAAGGGACGCCGGACAAACGCCGUGUGGACUGACGCCACGCAUGAGCGCCGUCCCCAAGACCGGUCGCGCCUGGUCGCUUCGGAGGGAGCGACACGACACGGUUCCACGGCCAGCGCGGGCUAGGCCCGUGUGCUGUUCGCGUGAAAGGCAGCAUGAACGACGUAGCUGAAUGGAGCGCCCCAGGGGUGCGCGGCGGCGCGUGCAGCCGGCACGACUCGUGUUUUGAACCACGACGCCGGGUGUGAUGCGCACAUCCCACAUCUGGCCAGGUACCCACAUGCUUUGGAAUUCCGUGUUUGCUGGAAUAUAACCUUGGGACAUCGUA
This is a messenger RNA of Pollicipes pollicipes, 1965 nucleotides long. RefSeq names its product alpha-L-fucosidase. Gene Ontology annotation, cellular component: lysosome. Bases 29 to 1423 code for a protein of 464 amino acids. The transcript has 9 exons. The record is from RefSeq and is a predicted model, not a curated record. Gene Ontology annotation, biological process: fucose metabolic process; glycoside catabolic process. Gene Ontology annotation, molecular function: alpha-L-fucosidase activity. Lineage: Eukaryota; Metazoa; Arthropoda; Thecostraca; Pollicipedomorpha; Pollicipedidae.